Messenger RNA from Rhipicephalus sanguineus (brown dog tick), 1227 nucleotides. RefSeq names its product potassium channel subfamily K member 9. Lineage: Eukaryota; Metazoa; Arthropoda; Arachnida; Ixodida; Ixodidae. The record is from RefSeq and is a predicted model, not a curated record. The transcript is spliced from 2 exons. The coding region runs from base 1 to 504 and encodes 167 amino acids. Gene Ontology annotation, cellular component: membrane. Gene Ontology annotation, molecular function: potassium ion leak channel activity. Gene Ontology annotation, biological process: stabilization of membrane potential; potassium ion transmembrane transport.
AUGAACGGGUUUGAGACCGUGUUGACCAAAGGCCAGCUGACGUGCCCACUAUGUGGUGACUAUGUGGAUGAAGCACACACUAGUUGUGGGCGAACGCAGGUUAAGCUGGACUCUUACGGGGACCCGUUUCUGGAUGACUUGGAAGAGCGGCCGCGAGUGACAGUGCCCAUCCUGCUAUGCAUGACCAUCAUCGGGGGCUACAUCUGUGGUGGUGCAGUACUCUUCUCAGUGUGGGAAGAGUGGAAUUACUUGGAUGGCUCCUACUUUUGCUUCGUGACGCUUAGCACUAUCGGCUUCGGCGACCUGGUGCCUGGUGACACCGUCGUAUCAGACAGUGGCUCCCAGGAGAAACUCGUCAUAUGCUCACUGUAUCUGUUGGUUGGAUUAGCGCUGAUUGCCAUGUGCUUCAACUUGGUGCAGGAGGAAGUGGUGCAUAAACUGCGUGCCCUGGGCCGUCGCCUGGGCGUGGUCAGUGACUCGGACGUCGAUUCAGACUCGGAAUGACGUCGGCAACGAAGCCACCACGGACGCCGCGGUCUCGCAGGUGUAGUGCAGUAUAUCGAGGUGCCCCUGAGUACAUUAAUGAGGACGCGUGUGAGGAGGGAGCGGGCCAGGUUCCGCUGCGCUCCUCAGGUUCCUCAUGAACAGGAGGGCCCAUGAGCUGCUUCCUCGUGCUAGGCGACUGGCGAAGAACACAGACUAUGAGCGAGUGUUGCACUCACCUACAGAUAUAUCUGUUGAUGUGCACAAAGUAGCGAGCGCCACAGUCUUAAAGGGGCCGUGCAACAAUUUUCCAAGCAAUCAUCGAAUGACGUCCCUAUCAGAGUUAAUUACUUCUCGAAUUGAGUGCAGCAAAGCUUUUUGUAGAAUUCCGUCAAGUACAAACGGAGUUUCACGGAUUUUUUGUACGCUCUAAGCACUUUAUCUCUCCAUCCUCUUAGGGGCGAAGCACGGUAUGGUCCAGGCAUGUCCCGUGUCCGGCGAGGCGGCAGCAGUGUCUCAGUUUUGCAUGGAGUCCCCUAGGGGCGCUGUGGUGUACAAGGGCGUGUCAUAAUUGCCACAGAACAAUAUAAAACACCUAGAAGCACGAACCCUUUAUACUAGUCGGCGAUUUCAACGUAGAUAUUAUAGACCUUAGGACCUAGCUUUGUCGUCGAGGCUCAGUGUCCGCUGUCAUUGUGGUUAGAGAACCGUUGCUAUAGUCGAAAGAUAUGUGUGUAUGUGAAU